CUUAGAAUCAGUUACAUAUGUAAAAUUCUAUACUGUGCCUGUGCUCACAGAAACUUUGGUAGUGUAUUAAAACCAUAUUUGUUAGGGAGACGGCUAUCAAUACAAUGACAUUAAUCCUAUAGGCUAUAUACGCCUACUCUCAAAUACGCGCUUCUUAUUGGAUGACGUUUCCACUUAACUAUAGUUAACUUUAAUCACUUUUUUAUACAACCGGCCCUGCAGGGGUUUUGGACGUAGUCCAAACUCUGUUGAAAACGGCAAAGUUGGCGUAUUUUCAUGUUUCGUAUAGUACGCCAGAAUUUCAAGCCAUGACAGAUAGUUUUUCUAGCAGAGACCCAGAAUCGAUCAAAAUUGCUAAAUAGGUUAAAGCUCUGUUUUACUCGUUGGAUUACUCGUUUACAAGACAAGAUCUCCAUACCGAAUAAUUUAUGUCAAAGCGAGUUUGUUUAGUCGUCGUCCUGACAUCGCCGUCUGACAUGUGUAAAUUACUCCUUAUUUGUUCGUGUGCAGGGCAAAAAAAAAUGACGACAAUUUUUUCUUGCCAAGGUCAAGGAGGCUUGCUCUUGGACAAGGUAAAUUUGUUAGCGUGUACGAGUGUACGACCACCAAGGAAAAAUUGGCAAGCGCUACAAUAAGUCUUCUAUGGUUUUGCCAAACAAAAUGCGACCUUGACGUGAGUAAAUACUAAAUGUUUAACAACAUGUCUUGUUGACUGACACGCGAGAAGGUAAACUUGUCAAGGAAAACAUCUUUACGGGGCUUUUAUUGAGUCGCUUUAGUUUGUGCCGCACGAUCUAAACUAUAGCUAUAUUUAUACUGAAUAGCUUUCAGAGACAGAGGUCCAGUAAAGGUAAUUCCUUAUUGGUCAAGUGUAUACCAUAGGUUGAAACCAGAAUACCAGGAGAAAUCCUGAGGGAAAUUAUUACCACAUUGAUGACAUUGGCCACAGAUGUGACUGAAGCACAUGCACUGACCACCAGCACAGAUCCCUUGCAAAUCGCUGCAAAUCACGCACCAGCCAUGCAUUACGAGUCCAAGUAUCAUGCUCCGGGCACGUGGUAGGAUGAUCGUGAUUCACCAAUCAGAAAGCGCACAGUGGGUGAUUCACGUGCUUCGUGCGUGGCAUAAUUUUGCUAAAAAAAAUUCGAGCGCUUCAAUUUUCCGUCACUCAUCAAGUGUCGGUCUUGACAGCAAUAGCUUCUUCCAAAAAGAACCAACGGAUAUUAUGGAACUUCAAGGAUUGCCAAGAGAGAACCGCGGUUAUGUAUGUAUGAUUGUGUUUGGACUUGAGUGUAUUCAAAUUGUUUGCAUAAUCGUUAAUAAUCUGUGUUGGUUUGUGUUUAUAGCAUACUUCAAUUGAUGAAUUGAGCGCCGAUAACGGGGUCAAAAAACCUCGACCCGAUUCAGCUGUGAUUGAUGUAGAUGGUCAAAUAAAUGGUCAGAUUAAUAAGGAUCUCAAAGAAGAAGAGAUCGAUCCGUGGAGUCUGCCCGAAUUAACUGAUACUGGCAUUCCUUGGAGCGGUGAGAUACUAUUAAUUUCAUAUUGCCUGGUUUUAAUUAUUUUUAAUAGAUUUUAAAAACGCGCGGAAACGAGACUAGAAAAAUGGAAUCGCCAGAUUUUGCAAUUUCAGAAAAUCUGUUUAAAAUUAUAUACGUACAAUCAGUAACUGAUUCGAUGCAAUGGAUUAUGUAUCUAAAUAAGCCGAAGCACUCAGAUAUGAGCUUCAAUGCCAAUAUAUAAUUUAAAAAAAAUUAAUGCCAUACUAGCAUAUAGGGCAUUUAAAAGCCAGCAAAGCGCAAUUUAAGAUUUUGAACUGUCUGGAUUUAAUUUCUGAAUACCCACUGGCAACUAUUUAGUCGCCUACAGGCGCACAGAGACCUUUUAAUCUCCGGAUUAGGGAAAUUGUAGUUAUAUUUUAUAAUGGCUUGUUUUCCCUAAUAACCAUUCAUUAUGAGACCAUAAAAAUUUGAAUGAAUUUGAGUUCUGAUACCCAAAACAAUAUUAAAGAUGGGGGUGUAUGUUUUUCAUUUGUAUGUUUUUGUCAUACACACUCGGCUAUGAUUACUUACAUAACAAAUACUCGAAUGGAUUCCUUUGCAACUUGAGAUUUGCUACUUUACCAAAUUAGCAGUUGGGUUUGUUAUACUCGAAAACUCAUUAGAACAAUAUUUACAUAAUUUUUUCAAAACAAAAGUUCGCCAGGAUCUAUAAAAAUUGCUCAGUUUUACAAGCGUACUGUUUUGAAAUCGAACCUGGCUUAUGUUUUCAAUAUAAAAAAAUCUGUAAUCGAUACGCCAUUUGAAUGUGUUUUGCGACAGAAAAUUCAUUCGUAUGUGUCCUCAUAUAUUAGACAUACUUUUUUUCUCAGAGAUGAAAGCGUUAUGAGUACAUUGUAAACCUACGCAUAACUUAAAUAUUGCAUUAUCGGUCUUUCACUCGUGUUGAAAAGGUGUUGAAGGCUUUUUUGUAAGCGGCGAUUUAAAAUACCCUUGGACUUUGAUACAAGGCUAUCUGGCGAAUCUGUCAAUCUAUAAUUUAGAUCGACAGUAUCUUGCAAGGUUAUCAGGAUUCACGUGUCCUGGAGAGUCGCCGGUGUAGUAUUAAAUUAGAGACCUACGUGGCGAAGCAUCUGAAGUUGGGGGGGGGGGCGGAGGAUUUUACCUGAAAUUUGAAUCCGGAGGAUUUUACCUGAAGUGUAAUAAUUGUAAUAAAGCUUUUUGUGAUUGAUUUGCGUUGUCAUACUAAAUUCCUGUUCUAAAGCAAAUUCGAUGUAAAUCGACUGUAUUUUACAAUAAUGGUUAUCAUUUCACAAAAAUAAUUACUUUACUGAGAAUGUCAAAAUUUUAACCUGAAUUUUACCUUGAAUUUACCUUGGGGGAGUUGUACUGUGUAAAAUCACGCACACAAGUACGGCAUCGUAAUAUGCAAAUCAGCUUCCGGCUAAAGACUUCAGCUGUGGGACUGAUCGAAUCUUCAGCUGAGCUGGUUAAAUGUCCAGCUGAACAAGAAAUUCUUCACUAAAUCCUUUAAAUAAAACCUGGAUAUCGUAUUGUGUUCAAAAUAGUUCAUAUUUGCAACCAUUGUAAUUUGUCAUGAAUCAUGAUUGAAACAUCAGUGAUAAUUUUUCAUCGAGAUCGGCAUCAACUUAACAGAUCACUUCAUACCCACCACCUUAACCUAUAAGAAAACUUUACUGAAUAAUUAAUUAUAUUUUGUGUUCAAUAUAUAGACCACAGUAAGACUUUUUUUAAAUGUUUAUUUCAUUAACAAACGACGUUUCGGAGAUUUACUCCAUCUUCAGGUUUUGUUAAUGAAAUAAACAUUUAAAAAAAGUCUUACUGUGGUCUAUAUAUUGAACACAAAAUAUACUAUUAACAUGAGACUUAGGGAAAGUUUGUUCCUAAACAUUUUGAAUAAUUAAUUAUCUAACUAGCCAACUAACUAACUAACUAACUAACUAUCUAAUUAACUAACUAACUAACUAACUAACUAUCUAACUAAAUAAGUAACAUAUUAACUAUCUGUAAGAAUAUCUUCACAUUCAUUUUUAUCCUUUAUGUAAGAUUAAUUCCAAAUCUUAGUAUAUUGGCGACAUUGAUUAUUGUUCGUUAUCCCCGACUGUCGAAAAAAAUUAUGUGAAUCAAGACGAAAUAUUUCUACGAUUUACGGAUAUUGAUUAAACAGUCAUUUAUUUCGUUUAAUGACAUAGUGAUAUUGGCACACAAUGUCAUCUGAAACGAUCUGAAACACUUGAUACAAACACAAUGAUCAGUGUUGCCCUUGACUUUGUCCUUUGUCCUUUGAGUGUAAUAUUGCGACCGGAAAGCAGCACUCUUAUUUAACAUUAAGUUAUGAAGACGAUAGUUAUAGGAACCUGAGCUUUUCCCGCCUCCACAGACGAAAAGAAUUAGGAGCAUGAUUGCAAAAUCUUUCAGAGAUGCCAAGUGACAGGCUGGCGGGAGCCAGUUUUCUUCGGAUACUACGCUUUCCUCUCACAGGGAGUGUUGAGAUCGUGAGGUGGGUUGGGAUAAGCCCGGAAUUGACCCAUCCACUGUGGCUGUGCUCUGUGACUGUGAUUAGACAUGAGUCAUAAGGGUACUGGCUGCCAGAGGCAGAGGCACCCUUGGAAGACCUUCAAUUUGAUCGGUUGGACUGCACCCUUCGUAAUUCAAGUACAAGUAUAAGAAUGAUUGUCCCUCUCUCCCUCCCCUCUACUCACUAAAGGCAGGCCUUAAAAUAUCUUUUCCAGGGCCGUCUGACAAAAUGUACGGUGACGUUGAGUUUGGGUCGGACAUAUGUCCGAUGACCUUCAGUUCAUUUUUGACUCGGAAAUAAGUCUGAAUGACCCAAAUGAAUAAACGGUAAAUGUUGUAAAAAUAUUAAAUAAUUUGUUUCUUUCAUACUUAUUUCCAAGCCAAAAUUAACUUGCUUUCCAGAACAGCAGUAUCAAAAAGACUUCGACAACUUAAGCCUGUUUUCCACUUCACCAUUUCGCUCGCCGCCCCGUGCUCGACUACGUUAAAACAACAUUUCCAGUUGACCUUUUAUACAAUAGUACUCUGAUUUUCCAUUUAACACACAAGUUUCUUGUCCUGGGCUAGGGUACAUUUUGAUUUACGUUGGACAAAGCUACAGUUCGGUCGGACACCAAUACACUCGGGUGAGUCAGGUCGGACAAACAAUAAACCUCAGUUUCACUUAGGUCGGACAGAAUGUCCGGUGGUUUCCUUUCUACGUCGGACAAUUUCACGAAUGGGUCGGACAAUGUCCGUGACCGACCGAUAUUUUAAGGCCUGACUAAAGGGAAUAUUUUUGACAGCGAAUUUAAAGACUAAACCAUGUUAUUGUAUAUGUUUUCAGUAACUUGAUAAUCUUGGCCAGUUUGGAUCGAUCUUUGACUUUGGCCUUUGAGGGUGGCAUAUGGCGCCACCGGAAAACUAUGUUCUUACGCAACAAAAUAAAUGAAUAAAUAUGAUCCAUAUAUGCAUGUGAAAGGAAUUAUAAGUACAGUGCCAGUGGGCAGACAUUAUUACUGAAAGAAGGUCUUAAUUAGCCCCAAAAGAGAUCACAGUGCAUUCUUGGAUCGUUUGGAGGGACAAAAUAUAUGGUGACAGGCGUCAAAUACGUGAAAGAGUAGAAGUGUCUACUAUCAAAUAUCAACUUUUUAGACGACCAGAAAUGAAAUAUCCCCUUUUUACAUUAAACAUUUACAUUAAACAUUUAAUUUAAAUGUGUGCUGCCAUAUUUCUUGUCCCUCCAACAUGGGAUUCGCGCGACUAGACUCAGGACUUUGGGAAAUGGCUAAUUGUUUUCUUGUUUUACUGAUUAAGUGAAAACGAAUUCCAGAAUAUAUACUCCAAUUAUUGCAAUAUCUUCUUUAAAGCUUAAUUAAGUAGUACUUUAUAUUUAUAACUUUUAAGUGGAAAUUUUAAAUCUGUUAAAAAAAGACACAUUUCGAGAAUUUCUUUACAUUUAUCAGAAUUCUGUCAUUCGAUAAGUUCUUGAAAUUUUUUAUUUAUUCAAAACUUUAUAUAAAGAUUUUUAAACUCGAUGACACCAUAGAGCAAAAUAGCCCUCUUUUCAUAGUGGUCAAGAAAAUACAUGGUAAAAUUCAUCUAUAUUUCUCUCACUUAUAGAAUUGACAUCACGAGGCAAAGCUCUACGAGUGCUAGGCGCUUUCAUAAAGAUCGCCCUUCUGCUGGGGCUGUUGUAUCUCUUCAUUUGCUCGCUGAGUUUCCUCAGCUCUGCAUUUCGUCUCCUGGGUGGAAAGAAAGCUGGCGAGGUCUUCACGGAAAAAUCGGUUCUUUCAAAUCCUGUCGCUGGCGUCGUCAUUGGUCUACUGGCAACUGUUCUGGUCCAGAGUUCGUCUACGUCAACCUCCAUCGUGGUUGCUAUGGUUUCCUCCGGAAGUAAGUAGUCGUGAGCAGUUAAGUUACGAGUACACGCUCCGAUUUGUCGGGCCAAUUUUGCUCGCUGUAUGUAAAUAACUUGUCGUGAGCACUCGCGACGUCAGCGCCUUGCGAUUCACAAAAUCGGGAGAAAAAUCAGUAGCAAAGCACAGAUUUUUCUCACGAUACAACGAUUUUUCUUCCGUUGUAAAGUUGUUGAAAACUAAGUUCUUUGUAUGUUUGCAUGGCGAUAAAAUAUAAUGGUUUUGUUUGUGGAAACACCACGUAAAUUUAUUACUGUUGAAAACUUUUCGCACGCAGAAAACUAUAAUAUGAACAGACGAGAGAGCGGACAGCUUCAAUUGAACGUUUAAAUCGCUAAAUGUCGAAGAAGGGGCAACGUUUAUUUGCCAAAAUCGGCCCGACAAAUCGCAGCGUGUAAACGUAGCUUACGACACCAGCGAAAAACGAUUAGUUCCAACAUGAGAUGCGCAUGUCGUUAUUAAUGCAAUCUCGUACUGCUAUAACGGGCAUGCUCUCCUCGGUACGAGGUUGCGGUUAAUGCUGAUAAAAUCAUUGUGUGUUCAUAGCAAAAGAUAUUUCGAAGGCGCGUCAUGUUUUCGUAAUUUCGUCCCACUGAGGCCCAUGUAACCCUAACAUUCCUUCUAUCCUUCAGUUCUAGAAGUGCGCCAAGCCAUUCCAAUAGUCAUGGGAGCGAACAUCGGCACAUCCGUCACAAACACCAUCGUUUCGGCAGGACACGCCAGUGAUCGGGACCAGUUUCGGAGAGCCUUCGCAGGGGCGACCGUUCACGAUGUGUUCAACUGGCUGAGCGUUGUAAUCCUCCUGCCUAUCGAAUCUGCUUCGGGCUACCUGUACCACCUUAGCGGGGCGAUCACAGACUCCCUAGGCCUCAAGAAAGGGGAACGGGAAAAGGUCGAACUAUUGAAAAAAAUCACCAAACCUUUCACCAACAUUGUUAUACAAAUUGACAAAAAGUUGAUUCAAAAAAUCGCGGAAGGCGAGGAUAUAGGUUAGUAUGGCGGAUUCGAUAAAAAGUACACUUUUACCAAACUUAACUUAAAGGAGCAGUGUCACCUGGUGCGCAUCGUUUCUGCGCAUAACAAUUUCGAAAAUUGUCGGAAAUUGUUCGGUGCCUAAAAUACUCUCUCGUAGUCUUCUACGGUACGAAACUAUGCAUAUUUUUGCAUAGAAUUUGUGAAUCCGCCUCGCGAAUCCGCCAUAAUGGAUGCCGUAGUUUUUCAAGUUUGCGUGCGCAGAAAAGAUGCGCACCAGGUGACAUUGAUCCUUUAAGCCUCGGUCAAAAGAGGAUGAGAGUUGCAAAUCUUCUAGCUCGCGUUUGACCGUCAACUCUCAUCGACUUUCAUGCACUCUCAUCGACUUUGAGCUGGUUCAAAUUUUGAUGAGAGUUGAUAAGAUUUUUCGCUACGCACGUUUGGUAAUAUCCCAGUGCCGGAUUAACCAUAUGGCAGAAGUUGCAUAUGCCACUGCCCCCACGCUUUUGGGCGCCCCGCGCCGAUGACAUUCAACGCCAUAACCAUCUAAGUUGAAUGGUUAUGCUGAUGAUAUUCAACGGCAUAACCAUCUAAGUUGAAUGGCUAUGCUGAUGAUAUUCAACGGCAUAACCAUCUAAGUUGAAUGGUUAUGCUGAUGAUAUUCAACGGCAUAACCAUCUAAGUUGAAUGGUUAUGCAGAUGACAUUCAACGCCAUAACCAUCUAGGUUGAAUGGUUAUGCCGAUGAUAUUGAACGUCAUAACCAUCCAAGUUUAAUGGUUAUGCUGAUGAUAUUCUAAUAAUAUUUUAAAAUGUCGUUAGGGGGUUCAAGGGGCCCCACGCUUAUAAUAUGCCACGGGCCCCGCGAAACGUUAAUCCGACCCUGUAAUAUCCAGUCAACUUUCAUGCAACUCUUGUUCUCGUUUGACUGGGAUACGAGAGUUGAGAAUUAGCUCUCAUGCAAACUCUCGCUUCUCAACUCUUAUCCUCGUUAGAGGACGCCCGAUUGAAUGGCACACUUUGAGGUAAAUUUUUUUUACGUCUGUCCCAUUAUAGGUGAUAAAAGUUUGAUCAAAAGUUGUGCUCCUAAAAUUAAUUCGACCAAAAAGGUUUGUGAUGAAUUUUUGUUCCAUGACACGGGGAUGAGUGACAAGGAGGUUGGAGGCAUCUUACUGGCAAUUGCUCUUAUCAUUCUCUGUGUUUGUCUGGCAUGUAUUGUCAAACUGCUUCAUUCAAUGCUGAAAGGACAGAUUGCCAAGGUUAGAUUAGGUUAUUGUACCAUGUUAAACUAUGUACUAUAUAAUACACUGGGCUAUACCAUAUACCACACCAUAUCGAAUCGCCAAUACCAUACCAUAUCACGCCAUAUUACAUCGUAUCGUACAAUACCAAUUGGAAUGGUGUGGCAUGCUUUGUCAUGUCUGUUAUGGUCCAUACCAAUGAUACCAUGUCAUACCAUUCCAUACUAUAUACCUCAAAGAACCAUACCGUACUAUACCAUACCGUACCUUACCAUACCAUACCAUACAAUACCAAACAUACAAUGCCACACCACAUUAUACCAUGAUUAUACCACACUACACCAUAUCAUAUCAGGCUACACCAUAUCAUACCAUACCAUAUACCAUACCAUACCUUACCUUACCUUACUAUACCAUGCCAUACCACAUUACCUCAUAUUAAACCAUACCAUAGCAUGCAUUUACUUAAAAUUUGUUUAAACCAAAUAUUCCACAGUAUAAAAAACAUAACCAUUUUCCUUUUUUCUCUUGCUCAGAUCAUAAAAAAAGGAAUCAACUCAGAUUUCCCAAAACCAUUCAAAUGGUUUACUGGUUAUGUAGCAAUCCUCCUGGGAGCUGGGAUGACUAUGCUGGUACAGUCCAGUUCUAUAUUCACGUCAGCGUUAACUCCGUUGGUGGGAAUCGGUGUGGUCACCAUCGAUCGAACCUACCCUCUCACACUGGGGGCAAACAUUGGUACCACAGUAACUUCGAUUCUGGCCGCCCUGGCUGCAACCUCAAAGUUUCGUGAGUCUUUACAGAUUGCCCUGUGCCAUCUGUUCUUUAAUAUUUCUGGAAUUGCAAUCUGGUAUCCGCUGCCCUUUAUGAGAAAGAUUCCUAUAAAAGGAGCGAAGUUUUUGGGUAAUACAACAGCAAAGUAUCGUUGGUUUGCUUUUAUGUAUUUGGUUAUUGUGUUUUUCGUAUUUCCUGCUCUCGUACUGGGCUUGUCUGUCGCUGGAUGGCAGAUUCUCGUCGGAAUUGGAGUUCCGGUAAGUAAUAUCUAGUUUCAUGUACUAUUUAAAAUACGAGCAGGAAUGCUUUAUCAGAUAUAAAGGCUGUUUUUCAUUACGGCCGAUUUUCCCUCGCUGGUGUUGCGACGCUCAGUCCAAUCUCCAAUAAUUUCCCACUGGCGGCAUGCGCGGGAAAAACAAAAGCAAUAUGGCAGCCCUAAGUUGGAGAAGACGAAGUUGUACCAACAACCAGGUGAUCUUGAUACGCGGAAAAGUACUGGCACUAGUUGUCAAAUAGAAAUCCAUUUUAUGAUUAAAACAACUGAACAUCUCCUGUAAUAUACUUUAUUUCGAUUCCAUAUUUUUGUCAGAGCUAUAGUUCUCAUAACCAAACAUAAUUACAAAAUUUCAACUCGUUUCAUAAAGAAUAACGAAAGAUAUAAUUGACUGAAUACAUCAAAAUGGAUUUCUAUUCGGACAACCCUUUCUGAGCGCUGAUUGGCUAAAAUACGAACACGAGAUCACCUGGAACUUGUUAUCAUCCUGGGGCCAGUUGUUCAAAGGUGAGUUAGCACUAACCGUGGGUUAAAAUUUAACAUGCUGUUUUAGUUUGUGUAUUUCUACACGUCUGUUUAUUUCAAAACGUCCAAAGAAGUAAACUCAUAUCGAUCCAGACAAGAUCUCCGAGGAAAUAUUUCCAAAUUUAUAGACAAGCUGUGAAGAAGUUUGCUUUGAAUUUUAAGUUAACCUAGGGUUAAACUAACGCAGCAGCUUUGAACAAACGGGCAGCCCUUGCAAUUCAACAAUUUCUCGGCAAGUUGUGAUAACAGCGUUGUUACAACCUUGCUACAAGUCUGUUGCGAGCACAUCUUGCUGACAAGUUGUGAGAUUUGUACGUGUGUACCUUAUUUAUAUCCAUAUUUUCAUAUUUUGUCUGUUUAGAUUGUGUUGGUUAUAAUUACCAUCAUCGUCAUCAACAUACUACAAAGCAAAGCGCCACACGUUUUGCCCACUGUUCUACAGAAUUGGGAGUGGGCCCCAGUAUGGCUACGUUCUCUGGAACCGUACGACAGGAUCGUCAAGAAAGUAAUCUAUUUUGUUCGCCAGAAUCUCUGCUGUUUUAAAAAGAGUGGAGAACAGUCACCUGAAACCAACGAGACCCAUGAAAAGCCCGAACACUCUCAGAAUGGCUCUUCAAAACCGCCCAGUUACCCUGAUCACGGUCAGGCACAGGUAAAUCAUGGGACCUAUGUAUUGUAAACUAUGGAUUCCCCAUAGUACCAUUGACCGUUACUGAAAACUUAAGAGUUUGGUAACGAGUACAUUUUUAUUGCUAAUGACCGCUAACAUUGACGUCAGCGAAAUUACUUCUUCCCAUUGAACUGAAUAUAACUGGAACGCUACCUCCAACUGGAAAUUUGAAUCCAAACUUGAAGGCCAGACCCAGUCUUUUCACGCAUGCGAAGAGCGCUCAAUCAGUCAAUCAUGAUAGAAACACGCGGGUUUGACCCCAGACGCGCGUGUCUGAAUGUAGCGUUCCAGUUAUAUUCAUUCCAAUGCUUCUUCCCCACAGAAUUGGGGUAAUGGCACUGACCUCAAAGUAUGACUAGAUAGUAUAGGCUCAACAAAAGAUACAAUAUAUACAGUAGGUAGACAAUUUGUAUUCUAGCCUUUUGAACGUAUUUAUCAAGGUUCCACCUUGUCCACUUUAUUUAAUUUUUUUUAGCGAACAAUGUUUUAAUGUAUCGUUGAAUUUUAGUAUUUCAUUAAGCCAGAAUCCCUAUGCGUACAUACAUUGUGUAUUUGAACGUGAUAAUAUACAACUCGAUCCUAUUUUUUUAUCAUAUAUCAGAAUCACGCUUAAUAGACUGAGAUAGAAUGAAAUAUGUAAAUAAACUUAAUUUAGUGUAAUGAAUAAAAUUCAAACUAUGGACAUUUUUUGUUGCAGAAUUGUUUUGUUCGAUAUAAUAAAACACCUAUUAUUGGGUUCGUCUUCGCCCAAUAUGGCAAACUAGUAUAAAUGUUUGAGCAUUUUUAAAUGAAUACAUAUAUUUACUGGGCUGCCUAUGGUGUAAAUCGC
Paramuricea clavata is the source of this 11214-nucleotide messenger RNA. NCBI's taxonomy places the organism in Eukaryota, Metazoa, Cnidaria, Anthozoa, Malacalcyonacea, Plexauridae. The record is from the annotation of a GenBank genome assembly.